AUCCACAAACAAGCAAGCAUUCGAGGUCUUUGCUCUUUCGGUGCGACAAUCUACUUUUUUCUUAGUGGAGGGGAGCAAUUUAGUUCUACUCCACCAUCAUACGCAUACAAGAAUAAUACACCCGGAUCAUACAACGGUACAGUAGUUUCGUAUUGAACUACAGACAGAACCUUGAACAUUCACUCAUCUACCAUAAUGAUAAUAAUAAUAAAACAAUUCCAUCCAUAUGACUAGAAUUGAUUUCCUGUUACUUUACCGCAUAUCCUCGUCCCCGUCGAUAUAUCUAGCAACCAAUAUCAAUUCGAAAGCCAAGAAUCCCCAGUCGGAGCGAAAUCGAGAAAGGGGACAGAGAUUGUGUGUAUGUGGGAUAUAGAGAGAGAGCGGGCAGGGUAAAGAGAGACGUGUGUGCGUGUGUGUAAUGCACUGGUAAAAAAGAGAAAGGAAUUCUAGGAAAUUCUCUUUGGACCCAAAGAAAAGAAAUCGGAAGCCUCGUCUCUUUUUACACUUUUACCACCUCUGAGAAACUACCUACCUACCUAUUCUCUAUCUGACUUAUCGGUACUUCCUCCUCUCCUCUUAUUACACUACCAGCCGAACCACCUAAUUUUACUACCAACGCACAAAAUCCAUAAUCCACAUUACAAAUUUACCUUCAUCGGCUUUCCACCAUAACAAAUCAUUUCCAACAUCCUAUCAUACUUCGCCUUGGAUAUUUACAUAUACCAUCCUGUACCCGUAUAUACAUAUCUGGGUAUAAACAUCGAGACGUUCCUUCAAACCUUAUCGAACCAAGGCUUUGGAAUCCGACGGCCACCAACCUCAUAAGAAGAAGGCUCAAGUACAGUACAAUACCAGAAUACAAGUACAUCCUUGAACAAUUAACUGUCAUCCACCAACCCUCGGCCAAGGUUUCCGAAAUUUGCGACACCAAUUACAUCUGACUUGCUCGCUGCUCCUGGAUCUAGAAAAAAAAAAAAGAGUACAAAGUCGAGAGUACAUACUGGGAACGACUUCUAUCUUUGUUCAACCCUCGCUCUAUCGUCGCAAAUUCGGAGAGAUUAAGUUGAUCAAAAAGAUCGUUCGAUAAAACAAAUCUCCAGGGAAGAAAAAACACAAAUAUCCUCGAAAGAAUAUAACCAACCAUAAGCCCAUUUCUGCAGGAUCAUUCUAGGAUUGGAUUCGGUUACGGGUUCUCUGUCAUAUUGGGUGAGGACCGUCCGAGAAGGAGGUGUGUCGCUCCAACGAAAUGCCUGGAACGGCGCAAUACCUUGAGCGUGGGGGGCUCCUCCAAAGAUUCCGCGACUCAUCUGAGGACUGGCAUACGACUGGAGAAUCACAAUCAAAUAAUACUGCAUCAUCAGGAUCGAUAGGCACACAGCACGAUUUUAGAUUUCCUCGAAGGCCCGAGAAUCUAUCUACACACCCGACAUCUGCGAAUCAAUCAACGAAUAACUACAACAAUUCCGACGACCAAAUAAAGAGCCCCGCCGCGAGCGCAACAGCUCAGGAAGACAAACUGGAUCACCCAGUGUCAAGCCGUGCGCGCGAUGAUUUGCUCGGUGAGAGUUUCUUUCCCAACUGGAAAGAUGGCUCCGCCGGCGAGGAGCUCGAUGACACGGAUGAGAUGCAAAAGAAAGAUCCUUUGGCAACACAGAUUUGGAAGUUAUACAGUAAGACAAAGAAGACUUUGCCCAACCAGGAGCGAUUGGAGAACUUGACAUGGCGCAUGAUGGCAAUGAAUCUGCGAAAGCGCAAGCAGGAAGAAGAUAAUCGGUAUGAAGUCGAUGAAUCUCAUCCUUUGUGAAAGACAAAGUUUAUCUAACAGUGUUUCACUAGAUCAUCUCAACAGAAUCAAAUCUCAACUGUACCAAGUGGAAUUGCUCAGCUAAGGAAAUCUACAGAUCAGGCGGCUGUAGAUACUUUUGAUGCUAUGAAUUUGGACGAUUUCAUAUUUUCCGAUAGUAUAUCCACGCCAGCCGGGCUCGCCACUUCGCCUUCGCCGGAACUCAUGAAAAAAGAGGUCGAGAGGCCAUCAAGCACUGUAGCUUCGGCGAUUCCUAUCAAAAUGCGGAAGGAAUCGACGCAGUUGCAGUUUUCUGCCCCACAAUCUGUUCCAGUUCCUCAUCACGCCCCUCGAAGCAACGAUGAAUUUAAUUAUGUGCAGAGACAUGUGAGGAAAACAAGUAUUGAUGAGCGUCGUGUAAGUUUUACCACCUCUUACGGGUUCUAAAUAUGAUCCGCAGGUUUUAAGCGCUAUCAAGGUUGGAACUGACAAAACUAACAGGCCCGCAAACGACCCGCCGAUUUUUCGCCUCAAGUCAACAGCAUAAUGAUCCCCAACGACCCUGAUCAUGAUGAUCUCCCAGAAUAUUCUCUAAAUCAACCUCAUCCGCCAUUUAGCAGCCACGGAGUGUCAGGAAUACCAUUUCAACUAGAUACCUUCAACAUGGACAAUGACCCGAUCAUCACCUCUGCAGGUCCUUUUCAACAAAAUUUUAACUUCUCCCCAUCACAUUCGCCCCUCGUCCCUCAUGGACCCUUCUCUUCAAUGUACAAUAAUGCUUCGAUGCCAUCUUCCUCUUUGAACUCAAACGACUACUACUCUCCUCCUGGAAGUGCCUAUCCUUCUACAGUCUCUACUCCUCAACCCAUCCCAGAGGGACAGGAAAUGUACUUCCAACACGGGAUGAAUAUGCGACACCAACGUCCUCAUACUUUCAAUCAAGGACCUUCCAGCCUCUCCAAUUCAAUGGCGCCUCAAUACAUGUAUAACGGCAAUGGUGGAUCUAUGUUUAGUGCAGUGACAACUUCCGGCCCGUCGCAUAACUCCUAUGCCUCCGCUGGAUUUGGUAUGUCGCAACAUAUAGAUCCAGCUCAGGUCUUCCAAUCCGAUCAUCCCGCGAGAUCUCCUGGCGUCAAAAUCGGCCAUGAAAAUAUGUUUUCAUUUGGAGGGGAUUCCGACAACGAGGACGAUGAAAGUCAAGCUUUUGCCGACCGAACACUCAUGUUGCAACAUGAUUUUGGCCAAUCGCCUUUGGAUGACCAGAACAUGGAUAUGCAUGGAAACGGAGGCUUACAGUGGGAUACGAGUUUGUCAGGACAAUUUAACACUCAGGCAGCACGAUAUCCAGGCGGACCACCAAGAAAGCAAGUUACUAUUGGAGGAACAGAAAUGGUAUCAUCACCAUUGGAGUGGGAUGGAUCUGGAGGUUCUCUUGGGAGACAUCACGGCUCUACUCAGUCUGUUUCUGAUAAUCGCUCAAGAACCGAUAGAAGACAAAAGAUUCCCCGAACUGCCUCGACACCAAAUGCAGUCCUCCUUGGCCAGAACAGCAUGUUCGAUAACUCUGGGCCAUCUGGACCAAACUCGCCACCAGAUGGAAACAACAUGUCAGGAUUCUCAUCAGUAGCACCCAGUAGACCAGGAUCCCCUGGUGGAUCUAAACACGGUUCAACUACCAAUCUUGCAGCAGCUGGUCAAGGGGACAACGGUGUACCAACUACUUGUACGAAUUGUUUUACCCAAACAACACCUCUUUGGAGACGAAACCCUGAAGGCCACCCACUCUGCAAUGCUUGCGGUCUCUUCCUCAAAUUGCACGGCGUUGUGCGCCCAUUGUCUUUGAAAACAGAUGUCAUCAAGAAGCGAAAUCGCGGUUCUGGCGCUACGCUUCCAAUUGGUACUUCGGGUGGUGCUUCGACAAGAGCUUCUAAGAAGCUAGGUACAAUGAGCAGUGGACCGAAUACUAGAAAGAAUUCAAUAGCUGCAACAACAAGCAUGGCCAACACAGCACCCCAAACACAAGUAACUACACCUACUAGCAGCCAUGGAAGAAAUGCAAAUGAGAGUGCCAGUCCUCCUUCAAUUGCUGGUUCCUUGGGCAAUGGAGGAAGUACUGCAGGCAGUACCCCAACUUCAUACCAUGGUUCCGCGGGUUCUUCCUCAGGUACAAUUGGUGUCAGUGGAGGUAAGGGUGUAGUUCCUAUAGCUGCUGCUCCAUUGAAAGCAACACCAGGCCCUGGUGCAGCAUCUACUAUGCCUCGAACAAAUGCAGUACCCAAACGACAGAGGAGACAUAGCAAGAGUGUCGGUGCAAUUGAGAGCAUGCAUAUUGAUUCCCCCGAAACUUCAACUGGUAGCAAUGAGGCUGCAAAAUCUAUUGGUAUGGGAUUGAUGAGUACCUCUAAUGGAGCCAUGGGCAACAUGGGCCUAGGAAAUGGAUUUGGUAUGCCAGGACGACCAAUGAUGGGACCAGGAAGUUCUGGAAUUCAAAUGAGUUUGGGAGGACCACAACAUGGAAUGGCUAUGAAUGGUCAGAAUGGGCCUAACGGUUCAAGUGCCGGCCCUCAAGAAUGGGAAUGGCUAACCAUGAGUCUUUGAUCGAGUAUUUUGGCAUUCUUCUCACACGCGACGCCAUUUGGCGUUCUUUACUACCUACGACAUUUUCUGGGGUUGGCGGCUACAUUUGAUUGUUACUUGGAGCUACUUCUACUCGACCUUUUAUGAUACCAGCGAGAUUUCGCCUUUUUACAUUUCGAGUUACAAAUGAUACGAUGAUGAUACUUUUUCUUUCUUCAGUGGAUCAAAUUAAUCUAGUGUAUCUUGGUCUAUACCCCAUACCGGGGUGGGAAAUAUCGGGAGGCUAUAUUGAAACUUGCUUUUUCUUUAGUUGACUUGUUUGCAUGAAGAUUUUUGAUACCAUUUUACUUCUUCUUCUUCGCUCAUCUAUUUCCCGUUCUAGUUACUAGGGGAAUGGAUGAGAUUUUGACCAUGCGAAUACGGCUUUUGCUUCUUUUGCAUUGGUGUUUAUAAGAUUUUUGAGAGUUGAGAGAUUCAAUGGUCAUUUUAUUUGCGUAUUGUGCGCAAGUUUAUUUUGCUUAAAUAUGGAUGAUGGCUUAUGCUGGGUUGAUUGAUGGAUGGAUAUGAUGGGGGUUGGCUUUGGCUUGGUUGAAUUGCUUUUUUUUUUCUUCGCGAGGUUCUUUAACGACAUGAUUUGAUAUCCGGAUAGACGGGAUGAGGGUAGUUUUAUGGAUGUGGAGAUGAUUUUACAUGUGUUUUCUUGAGAUUUGAGGGUCAAGAGGAGUGUCAGACAGAGUUAUUUCUUGAAGCGAGUGAGCGUAUUGGUUUUGCUGGAUGGAUUGAAUUGAAUUGAACUGACUUGACUUGACUUGGAUUUGGUUUCGAUUUCGAUUUCGAUUUGAUUGUCCCGUUUUAGCGUUUGGAUGUCUGAGAGGAAAUCGGAAUGAAGUAGAGUGAGUGCAGCGUGCAGAGAACACAGGAGAUAGUGGAGAGAUAGUACUGAGAUAGUUGGAGAAUAAUAUCUUGUGAUU
Messenger RNA from Sclerotinia trifoliorum, 5331 nucleotides. The record is from the annotation of a GenBank genome assembly. NCBI's taxonomy places the organism in Eukaryota, Fungi, Ascomycota, Leotiomycetes, Helotiales, Sclerotiniaceae.